Anolis carolinensis (green anole) is the source of this 2490-nucleotide messenger RNA. RefSeq names its product CWC25 spliceosome associated protein homolog (gene cwc25). NCBI's taxonomy places the organism in Eukaryota, Metazoa, Chordata, Lepidosauria, Squamata, Anolidae. The record is from RefSeq and is a predicted model, not a curated record. The transcript is spliced from 10 exons. The coding region runs from base 141 to 1352 and encodes 403 amino acids. Gene Ontology annotation, biological process: mRNA splicing, via spliceosome. Gene Ontology annotation, cellular component: U2-type spliceosomal complex.
CGACAAUAGCUCCUGUUUCAUUACGACCUGGGGGCGGGACUCUAGAGCGUGCGUCAUCGUUCUGCGCCAGUCUGAAGCAAAGAAGGAAGGAGAAGAGAGAGGAAGGCUGACCUGCGGCCGGAGGAGGCUUCGGAGCCAAGAUGGGGGGAGGCGACCUGAACUUGAAGAAAAGCUGGCAUCCACAAACCUUGCGUAACGUGGAAAAGGUUUGGAAGGCAGAACAGAAACAUGAAGCCGAACGCAAGAAAAUCGAGGAACUCCAGCGGGAGCUGCAUGAGGAGCGAGCACGAGAAGAAAUGCAACGUUAUGCAGAGGAUGUGGGCGCAGUCAAGAAAAAAGAUGAGAAGCUAGAAUGGAUGUACCAAGGACCCGGAGGCAUGGUGAACAGAGAGGAAUACCUUAUGGGCCGCCCAGUUGACAAGUAUGUGUUUGAGCCAAUGGAAGACAAGGAGGGAGGCUGUUCCUCUGAGACUGGCCUUCUGCCAGGCUCCAUCUUUGCCCCUACGGGUGCCAACUCUGCCUUGGAUAUGGCCAGCAAGAUCCGAGAAGACCCACUUUUCAUGAUAAGGAAGAGGGAGGAGGAAAAGAAACGUGAAGUCCUGAACAAUCCAGUAAAAAUGAAGAAGAUCAAAGAAUUGCUGCAAAGCAGUUUGGAUAAGAAGAAAAAGAAGAAGAAAAAGGAUAAGAAAAAGAAACACAAGAAGCAUAGGCACCACAGUCCUAGUAGCAGCGAUGAUGAGCAGAACAAAAUUAGGUCACGAGAAAAAAUGGACAACUCUCCAGAAACAUUUCACUCCAGGAUGCCAGAGUAUGGCUUGCAGAUUCGAGGUAACGGUCAUGACAAGGUGCUUUCGCAUAAGCUACAACAGAGGAGUAUGUCAAAAAGCCAAUGCCUAUCACCAGAGAGGCACUCUAGCAAGAAAGCUCAAUAUGAGGUGGAGCAGAGCAGUCGCAGGAGGUCAAGAUCACCUAGAGACAAUAAACAGCACAACAGCAGGGACCAGAAGACAAAAGCAGGAGGGAGGAGUCUUUCUCCUAAAAGAGAAAGCUACAGAAGGCAACAAAUCUCAAGCAGAAAACUCACAGCAGAAGAACUGGAGAAGAAACGGAAAGAAAUGAUAGAGAAUGCUAAGUGGCGGGAAGAGGAAAGGGCGACCAAUGUGCACAGACAUAGAAAAGAAGAGGAACGAGAGCGAGCCCUGGAGAAACUUGGCCGGAAUGAUGGGAAGUUUAUACACCAUAUGAAGCUGGAGAGUGCAUCUACUUCCUCUCUUGAAGAUCGAGUCAAAAGGAACAUUCACUCCAUUCAAAGGACUGCAGCUGCCUUGGAAAAGAAUUUCAUGCAGAGAUGAGAUUCACUUUUUUCUUCAUGAGACCCUUGAGAACUUGCAUUUGAGGCAUGCUUUUUUAACCUCAAAGGAAUGAGAGAAACAGAAAAACUGACCAUGAGACUUUCACAGCCUUUGAUCAGCUUUCUUUUCUCUGUGAGAGAUGUGAGAGCAAUGAACGACAGUUCAUUGCAAUGCAUUGCUACAAAGACAGUUCUAAAAUACACGAACUUGGUGUUUAAAAAUUCUCUAGGUGGCUUUUUUUGUUUAACUUGGUGUGCUCAUUAGCCAUUUUAGCAGAACCUGUGUCUUUUAUUUGAUGCACCAUAAUUUCCCCAUAGUGUGGAAGGGCUUCAGGAUUUAGACAUAGGAGUAUGAAAUAAUGCAAGUUGCUGCCUCAUAUGUUCACAUCCACAAUAGACAUCAGUAGUAAGAAGGAGGGCAAGAAAAUGAGAAAAAUAACCGCCGCCGCCCCCCCCCCCCCCAAAAAAAACUAGCAUUUUAUUAUUUGAUAUUCCCAAAUAUCAAAUAAGGAAUCAUUUAGGAAUAGCUUAGGGCAGCUGGUGUUUGGACAGGUCCAGACUGACAGUGAGAUCCAUUGAAGAAUGCAAAAGCUCAUUUUCUGUCUUCCUGGCUUGUUUUUCUCUAUUCUUCAAGAACGGUGUUUCCUUCAGCCCAGUCACUGCUUACAACCUUUAAACAAGGUUUUUGACACAUAUCUAAUACUACAGAACCAGUAGCUCCUUUUUAAAAAAUGGGAAAUGUAUUUGUGUUUUAUGAAGACUUCUCUGUGUAGACACAAAACAAUUUUUUGAAAUAGACAUGCAUACUUUAGGGAGAAAAAGCAAAAAGUAACUUUGGGUCCAAUAGAACUUUAAUACAGCAUUAUUCUGUAUAUAUUUUCUUUGGUAAUGUUGUAAAUAUUGAACUUUGUAUAUCUGUGUGGCAUUUAUUAUAAUGCAUUUGAAGCAGCCAAUGUGUUUGUAUCAUUAAGAAGAGGUUUAUGUUAUAGGCUAGAGCUUUUCCAACUGUGUCACUGAGUUGGCUGCAGUGCGUAGGUGGUCGUGCGUAUGUGAUGAAAAAGGAGAAAAAAUCUUGGAAAUCCAUGUUAUCUUCCAAAUCAUAUAUUUUUAAAAACAUAAAAUGAAAGGUUUUCACAAGA